AUGCCAGAGCCGGAUACGACUCCUAUGCCUCCCGUGCCGGAGCCGAGCACGGCCCCUAUGAUCGUGGAAGCACAGGAGGAGGAGACGGACGAGGACGAGUGUUGGGCCAACGUCGAGCACCACAGCCUCCAACAUUGCUCCUGGCUCGAGUGCGCCCGCAGCCAGCUCCCAGAGCGUCGUUAUGCAGGGGAAAAUUGCGGAUCUAGCCUUGUUCAGGCAGCGAGCCAGCGAAAGGAGGCAGGGAGUGUUGUCCCAAGUACGUGGGGCACAGCAGCCUGUGACUCCACCGAAGGCCCCAGGCUCAACAGCUAUGGUGCCAAAUACGCCCCCAAAGGGGCCAACUACACCACCGAAGUCUCCGAUUACACCACCAAAGGGGCCAACUACACCGACGAAGUCGCCUAUUACGCUCCCGAAGGAGCCUAUGGCGACACCGAAGACGCCGAGUACGCCUCCAGUGGCACCUGUGGUUUCCCCGAAGCCGCCGGCAAGGGCAGUGAACAUUUGGACGGCGACACCGCCGCCGCCAAAGAGGGUGGUCGCAAAGGGCAAGGCGAGGACGGCUUCCGCACCAAAGGCGCCACAGGGGACGCCACCAAAGACUACGAAGCUCCAGGAGGAGCCACCGAAAACCCCCACGGCACCAGCUUCAACUCCGGGGGGGGGCACAGAGCCACCGGAG
Messenger RNA from Symbiodinium sp. CCMP2592, 682 nucleotides. The record is from the annotation of a GenBank genome assembly. Lineage: Eukaryota; Dinophyceae; Suessiales; Symbiodiniaceae.